Nicotiana attenuata is the source of this 1363-nucleotide messenger RNA. RefSeq names its product MADS-box transcription factor 23-like. Gene Ontology annotation, biological process: positive regulation of transcription by RNA polymerase II. The transcript has 9 exons. NCBI's taxonomy places the organism in Eukaryota, Viridiplantae, Streptophyta, Magnoliopsida, Solanales, Solanaceae. Bases 302 to 1018 code for a protein of 238 amino acids. Gene Ontology annotation, cellular component: nucleus. Gene Ontology annotation, molecular function: protein dimerization activity; DNA-binding transcription factor activity, RNA polymerase II-specific; RNA polymerase II cis-regulatory region sequence-specific DNA binding. The record is from RefSeq and is a predicted model, not a curated record.
AACGCCCCACCCCUUUAGACCUACCCACCCCUCCGCCCUCGCCAUUUUCAUAUAUAGAAACACUUUCCUUAUAUAGGCAAAUUCAAUCAGAAGACUGACCCAAAGCGAGGAUUGUGAAGCCUCCUUUUGUCUCCAUUAACCGCAAUUUUUCCUUUCUUACUUUCUCUUCCUUUUUCUUCGGAUAAUUCUCUCCUUUUUCCUCAUAUCUAAACACUGAUUUCGUCUUCGCCGUCUUUUGCUUCUUCUCGUGAAUUCAAUUUCUCUGAGAGAGAAAGUAGAGAGACAGAGAGCGAGAUCGGCGAUGGGGAGAGGAAAGAUAGUGAUAAGAAGGAUUGACAAUUCGACGAGCAGGCAAGUAACGUUCUCGAAGAGGAGGAAUGGAUUGUUGAAGAAGGCGAAGGAGUUAGCGAUCCUUUGCGAUGCGGAGGUCGGAGUCAUCAUCUUCUCCAGCACUGCCAGACUCUACGAAUAUUCUAGCACCAGCAUGAAGCCGGUGAUUGAAAGAUACAACAAAACAAAGGAGGAGAAUCACCAACUGGCAACUCCAACUUCUGAGGUUAGGUUUUGGCAAAGGGAAGCGGCAAUGAUGAGGCAACAACUACAAAACUUGCAAGAGAAUCAUCGACAAAUGAUGGGUGAAGAGCUUUCUGGUCUGAGCGUCAAAGAUUUACAGAACUUGGAGAACCAACUGGAAAUGAGUCUCCGUGGUGUUCGUGUGAGAAAAGAUGAAAUUCUGAUUGAUGAGAUACAAGAACUAAACCGAAAGGGAAACCUCAUCCAUCAAGAAAACAUGGAACUAUAUAAGAAGGUGAACCUAAUUCGUCAAGAAAAUAUGGAAUUGUAUAAAAAGGUUUAUGGAAAUAGAGAUGCAAAUGGAGUGGGCGGAAAUGCCCUUGCUCCGAACAGUUUAAGCAUUAAUGAAGACCCCCACGCUCCUGUACAUCUCCAGCUUAGCCAGCCACAGCAACAAAACUAUGACACAUCAGGAACUACCGAAUUGGGGCUACAGCUGCAUUAGCGGGAAAUCCAGACUCGUAGAGUUUUGAGUUCUCAUGUUGAAGAAGCAGUCCGUGCUUAGAAAGCUAUGUUUUAAUUAGUAAUGGUAGUAGUGGUAUAGAACCAGGGAUGUCAGGAAAAAAUCUUCCCUUCAUAUGGUUAAUGUCAGCAAGUUUGACAAGUGUGAGGUAAUCCUUAGCACAGCUACUUAAGUCAAAAUAACAACAAAUAAAAGAAUACAUUGGCACAGUAUCUCUAAGUUCUUUAUCUUUCUGACACUUGAUGCUUAUGAUGUGUAUGCAUAUAUGCUAGGAUUAUAAUUGAUUUGACACUUUUGAAAUAAUUGUAAAUAGUUGACAACUUAAAA